Molecule: messenger RNA, 1463 nt
Organism: Caenorhabditis elegans
Lineage: Eukaryota; Metazoa; Nematoda; Chromadorea; Rhabditida; Rhabditidae
Gene: F08G12.3
Product: RasGEF domain protein
Exons: 5
Coding region: 48-1265 (405 amino acids)
Source: RefSeq, marked reviewed
UUUCAGAUACUCAGAAUAUAUUUCUCAAUCAAUUCAUUGCGGCACUGAUGUUGCAAAGUGAUCAAGAGCAAUUGCUCCAGGCGCAGCAAGCGUUGAACAGGCUGAAUCUUUAUCAAAUAACUCAGCGAAUUGUUACGAAUCAACAAAACCAAUUUGUUACCCAACAACAUGAUCAAUCAGUUCAACCAAACCAUACAAGCAGCCCGGCCUACUAUGACGAAAAUAUAAGAACACGAAAUGAGGAAAUAGACGGAGCGAUUGAGUAUCACAGAAAUAUCCAACCUUUGGAGCACAUAUCCACUUGUAUACUCAAUCACAUUAAUCAAUUCUCAAUGCAGGAAAAAAUGGAGUGGUUACACGACCGACCAAAAGCCGUUGAGACUUUGCAACAACGUUCCACUGUUCUUCUGCAUGAAUUAACAAACGUUGAUGACUUUUCACGCUUGUUCGGUCUCAUGAAUUUUGGCGAGCGCCAAGUGGGUCUAACGUCAAUCCAACAAGAGUAUCAGAAAAUCCAUGCUGUUCUUCAAGAAUAUCUACAGUUCCAGCAAACUAAAACUAUAUUGCUUUUGGCUGCACGAAUCUUUGGAUCGUCUUUACUCAAUGCAGUUCCAAAUAAUCAGCUUGCUCAACUGAUGUACACUUUCCCGAAACCUGAAGGUGCAAUGCAAACCCUCAAUUAUAAUGUUCACAAUGGGCUUGGACCAUCAACACUCAGCUCACCAGGAAAGAUUAAGGAGAAAAAAAGCUUCACCCAAUAUAGGAAGAUUAAUGAACGGUUCUCUCAAACAAAAUCACCUACCUUAUACACAAACAUCUUCGGCGAAACUUCGAUGUCAGUUAUGAACGCAGCCAAUGCCAUCAGAUCCUGGGAAGACAGAAAAGCUGUUGCAGAGCAUAUUCAUACCUAUGUUGAGAAGAAAAGUUUACUUCACGAAUUCGUUCGCAAAAUUUCAAAUAUUGGACUUCGAGAGCUCAGUGGUUUCUUUGGGGCAGCAAGAAAACCACUUCCAUGGGAUGCAAAGGAAAAUCAAAUCUUUGAGAUGGUUUUCCCAAAGUUAGCUGUCUUUUUAUACGCAACAAAUCGAACCCCACAUGUCGUCGCAGAAAUGGAGCUUCUCUCUGAACAUCAAUACGAUUUCAAGAAACAUUUCAAAACGGCCAACAAGAAAAAAUACAAUCCAAAUGGGCUCUGUUAUUUGGAGGAUAUUCUGGAUGUCUUCGAGGGACAACAGAGAAAGUAUCCAAACUGGGAUACCAAUUGAGUCAAAUUAUACUCCGGUCAUUUCAAUUCGCCAAUAUCUCCAAUUCAUGUUCUGUGAUGCCAUCUUCAAUGAUCCCCGUUAUUUUUAAUUUCCUGAAUAUCAUUUGUCAUUUGAUUUUAAUAAUUUAUUCUCGACACAUUUUUUUACAUUCUUCAUUCAAGUAAGGGCAUAAUAAAUAAUAAUAAACUUUAAUUACAU